AUGGUCACAGUGGUGGCACUGUCUGGAGAAGAUGCACCAGACUCUGUAGUCACGGUCACAGUGGUGGCACUGUCUGGAGAAGGUGUUGAAGAUGCACCAGGCUCUGUAGACACGGUCACAGUGGUGGCACUGUCUGGAGAAGGUGUUGAAGAUGCACCAGGCUCUGUAGACACGGUCACAGUGGUGGCACUGUCUGGAGAAGGUGUUGAAGAUGCACCAGGCUCUGUAGACACGGCCACAGUGGUGGCACUGUCUGGAGAAGGUGUUGAAGAUACACUGGCCUCUGUAGACACGGUCACAGUGGUGGCACUGUCUGGAGAAGGUGUAGAAGAUGCACUAGACUCUGUAGACACGGUCACAGCGGUGGCACUGUCUGGAGAAGGUGUUGAAGAUACACCAGACUCUGUAGACACGGUCACAGUGGUGGCACUGUCUGGAUUUGGUGUUGAAGAUGCACCAGACUCUGUAGUCACGGUCACAGUGGUGGCACUGUCUGGAGAAGGUGUGGAAGAUGCACCAGGCUCUGUAGACACGGUCACAGUGGUGGCACUGUCUGGAGGUGUUGAAGAUGCACCAGGCUCUGUAGACACGGUCACAGUGGUGGCACUGUCUGGAGAAGGUGUUGAAGAUGCACCAGGCUCUGUAGACACGGCCACAGUGGUGGCACUGUCUGGAGAAGGUGUUGAAGAUGCACCAGACUCUGUAGUCACGGUCACAGUGGUGGCACUGUCCGGAGAAGGUGUUGAAGAUGCACCAGGCUCUGUAGACAUGGUCACAGUGGUGGCAGUCUCUGGAGAAGGUGUUGAAGAUGCACCAGGCUCUGUAGACACGGUCACAGUGGUGGCACUGUCUGGAGAAGGUGUUGAAGAUGCACCAGGCUCUGUAGACACGGUCACAGUGGUGGCACUGUCUGGAGAAGGUGUUGAAGAUGCACCAGAUUCUGUAGACACGGUCACAGUGGUGGCACUGUCUGGAUUUGGUGUUGAAGAUGCACCAGACUCUGUAGACACGGUCACAGUGGUGGCACUGUCUGGAGAAGGUGUUGAAGAUGCACCAGACUCUGUAGACACGGUCACAGUGGUGGCACUGUCUGGAGAAGUUGUUGAAGAUACACCGGCCUCUGUAGACACGGUCACAGUGGUGGCACUGUCUGGAGAAGGUGUUGAAGAUGCACCAGGCUCUGUAGACACGGUCACAGUGGUGGCACUGUCUGUAGAAGGUGUUGAAGAUGCACCAGGCUCUGUAGACACGGUCACAGUGGUGGCACUUUCUGUAGAAGGUGUUGAAGAUGCACCAGGCUCUGCAGACACGGUCACAGUGGUGGCACUGUCUGGAGAAGGUGUUGAAGAUGCACCAGACUCUGUAGACACGGUCACAGUGGUGGCACUGUCUGUAGAAGGUGUUGAAGAUGCACCAGGCUCUGUAGAUAUGGUCACAGUGGUGGCACUGUCUGUAGAAGGUGUUGAAGAUGCACCAGGCUCUGUAGACACGGUCACAGUGGUGGCACUGUCUGGAGAAGGUGUUGAAGAUGCACUAGGCUCUGUAGACACAGUCACAGUGGUGGCACUGUCUGUAGAAGGUGUUGAAGAUGCACCAGGCUCUGUAGACACGGUCACAGUGGUGGCACUGUCUGGAUUUGGUGUUGAAGAUGCACCAGACUCUGUAGACACGGUCACAGUGGUGGCACUGUCUGGAGAAGGUGUUGAAGAUGCACCAGACUCUGUAGACACGGUCACAGUGGUGGCACUGUCUGGAGAAGGUGUUGAAGAUGCACCAGGCUCUGUAGACACGGUCACAGUGGUGGCACUGUCUGUAGAAGGUGUUGAAGAUGCACCAGGCUCUGUAGACACGGUCACAGUGGUGGCACUGUCUGGAGAAGGUGUUGAAGAUACAGUGGCCUCUGUAGACACGGUCACAGUGGUGGCACUGCCUGUAGAAGGUGUUGAAGAUACACUGGCCUCUGUAGACACGGUCACAGUGGUGGCACUGUCUGGAGAAGGUGUUGAAGAUGCACCAGGCUCUGUAGACACGGUCACAGUGGUAGCACUGUCUGGAUUUGCUGUUGAAGAUGCACCAGACUCUGUAGUCAUGGCCACAGUGGUGGCACUGUCUGAAGAAGGUGUUGAAGAUGCACCAGGCUCUGUAGACACGGUCACAGUGGUGGCACUGUCUGGAGAAGGUGUUGAAGAUGCACCGGGCUCUGUAGACACAGUCACAGUGGUGGCACUGUCUGGAGAAUGUGUAGAAGAUGCACUAGGCUCUGUAGACACGGUCACAGUGGUGGCACUGUCUGUUGAAGGUGUUGAAGAUGCACCAGACUCUGUAGACACGGCCACAGUGGUGGCACUGUCUGGAGAAGGUGUUGAAGAUGCACCAGGCUCUGUAGACACGGUCACAGUGGUGGCACUGUCUGUAGAAGGUGUUGAAGAUGCACCAGGCUCUGUAGACACGGUCACAGUGGUGGCACUGUCUGGAGAAGGUGUUGAAGAUGCACCAGACUCUGUAGACACGGUCACAGUGGUGGCACUGUCUGGAGAAGGUGUUGAAGAUGCACCAGGCUCUGUAGACACGGUCACAGUGGUGGCACUGUCUGGAGAAGGUGUUGAAGAUGCACCAGGCUCUGUAGACACGGUCACAGUGGUGGCACUGUCUGUAGAAGGUGUUGAAGAUGCACCAGGCUCUGUAGACACAGUCACAGUGGUGGCACUGUCUGUAGAAGGUGUUGAAGAUGCACCAGGCUCUGUAGACACAGUCACAGUGGUGGCACUGUCUGUAGAAGGUGUUGAAGAUGCACCAGGCUCUGUAGACAGGGUCACAGUGUUGAAGAUGCACUAG
This is a messenger RNA of Myotis daubentonii (Daubenton's bat), 2835 nucleotides long. Its product is annotated as mucin-1-like. The transcript has 5 exons. NCBI's taxonomy places the organism in Eukaryota, Metazoa, Chordata, Mammalia, Chiroptera, Vespertilionidae. The coding region runs from base 1 to 2835 and encodes 944 amino acids. The record is from RefSeq and is a predicted model, not a curated record.